Molecule: messenger RNA, 2988 nt
Organism: Cheilinus undulatus (humphead wrasse)
Lineage: Eukaryota; Metazoa; Chordata; Actinopteri; Labriformes; Labridae
Product: CD276 antigen-like
Exons: 5
Coding region: 19-765 (248 amino acids)
Source: RefSeq, a predicted model, not a curated record
GAGCGUCUUUGUCGUAGAAUGGUCUUUGUCUGCUCAGCCGUCGGUCUCUCUGCUCUCUACUCUCUUCGUUUUAGUCUGUCAUUCUUUAAGGACUUAAUGGACCUGUCAGAGUUUAGCUUUGUAUAUUCUCCUUUGAUAGUUGUCCUUUUUCUACUUUUCACCGUCGCACCUGUUCAAGGUCAGUCUAAGGUGAUUGGUUCACCUCAGCCAAUCAAAGCUUCUCCAGGCAUUGACGUCAUCCUGCCAUGUCAUGUGGAGCCCCCGGUUGACGUGGUCAGACUGACGGUGGAGUGGUCCAAGCUGGACCUCGAGCCUAACCACAAUGACCACUACGUCCACCUGUACCGGGACAGGCGUGAGAUCCUGGACAUGAAGCUCCCGUCGUUCUUACAGAGGACAGAGCUGUUCACGAACGAUCUGAGACAAGGAAACAUUUCACUGAAAAUAACUAAUAUAACUCUGGAGGAUGAAGGCAGGUACAGGUGCUUCAUCCCAAAGUUGAGGAGCAGGAUACGAUCUUCAGUUGUUCAGCUUGUUGUUGAACCACUCACUGCUCCAACAGAGAUGCCGCCACAACUCACAACUGUCUACACACCUGACUUUCAUGGAGAAACAAAUAUAAUUGGUUGUUUAUCAAGAAGAAGACUGAUCCCAGCUGGGGUUUUCAUCAUCUUUCUGAUGGUCAUAGGCACUUUAGUCACAAGAUCUGUGAUCUGUGGAAAAGCAUCAAAAACAAGAGGUCGUAGUUGUCUAGAACCUUGCUGACUGCUAAUCAGUGCUGACAGAGAUGACGGCACUACCCACCAUGAAAGUGCCAUCACAUUUUUGUAUUGGUGUGUUAGCUGUUUGCUGAGAACUACGAUAUAAAGUGUGCACUGAAACAGUCCAUAAUACACAGAAGGUAUGGAUUUAAUGUACAUGGAAACUAAGGGAAUAUUUCAGUUCUUCCUGCCUCGGCCAACACAAACUUGCCAUGACAUCCACACAUAAAUGGUUUGUGCUGAACAUAGUUCAUUGACCAAAACUGCAUGUGCCAUUAACAUGGUCCAGAAUCACUUCUGGUCUCUGUUGGGAGAAAGCAAUAUGUAAUACUACAUUUAAAUGGUUGUUUUUGUCUGAAUUGUUACAGGAGGUUUUGGUUUUAAUGUUAAAUGAUGACUGAAUAUUGUGUUAAGACAUGCUGCAGUGUAGAUCACCAGCUAAAACCAAAUGCAGGAUGGCUGUAACGACACAUCUGUGGGAAAAUGUAUGACUGACAUGAAUGUAUAUGGAGAAUGAUGCUUCAACACAAGAUAUGGUAGUCGUGCAGAUUGCAGACCAAAGACAGCAAAGGCCUGAUUACCUGAUGGUUCUAAAAAUUACCUUGACAACUUAUCUUGUGGUGUACAGUGUGUUUAAAAGACGUUUUAAGUUUUACUUUAGUUAGUAGCUUUUUUAGUAGCUUCUUUUUGAUGCGAGACACAUCUGCACCCUGUUAUCCACCAAGGUAGGCCUUUUUCACAUGGAGACAAAAGUGAUUUAUUUCUGUUUAAUUUUGAAGUUUUCUGUACAAAAUGGCAUCAUAUAAGAAAUGUCUGUGUAACCGUGAAAGAAUUGAAAAGGACUGAAAACGCGUAGCUCAUAUGCCAGGCAUGUAAGUGGCGCUGUAACACUGGCAUGGAAAUGCACCAAAAACAGAGAAGAUGGUUAUGGAGCAAGCGAUUGCUUACCCCAAACUUUCUCCUGGCUGCCCUUGUGGUUGCACUCCCUGGUGGCUGUAAUAUGUGGCGUUGCCUGUUUUCCAUGAGGAUUAUUGCUUACGGUGGUUGUAGGGGAGAAGACUCAAACACAGUCAUGCAAUCUGCCAUUAUUAUUGUGGAUCGCUGGGCUCGCGCAUGUGGGUUAAGUGGCCAUCAUUUCAGGAAAGACUAGCUUGGUUGUACACACAGAGUCUGGCGUACACAGAUUUGUUUAUUCUGGGACCCAGUUUAAAAAAAUAGAGUUCUUUGUGGAUAAAAUGAUGAAAUACUUUUGCGGAUACUCCUUAACUCGUCUCCAUGUAGACGACCCCUCAGAGUUCCUGCCUGUGACUUCAGGUGCUCUAAGGGACACACAGUGCUUAUUCUUCAUCACUAUACAUGGCCUUGCUCUGAGGUUGACUCUCUGCUUUGUUCUUGUCAGAACCAUACCACACAUUUUCAACAGUUCCUGCAGCUCUGUCAUACUGCAAAAUAUUGAAAACUCCAAAGUUUGACUUAUGUUGUGUGUAAUAGAGAAUUUUUAAAGUGUUAAAUUUAACUCUCUGACAGUUUGAUUGACAAUGUUAAUGAUUCUGUGUCUUUGACUUUAUGAUAGAGGUGUGACUUUACUUGAAUAACCUGGUUUGAGAUCUAUUUCCUUAUUCUUGCCAAUAAGGAAGAACAUGUUUUACUGUACGACUCAUCAGUAGCUCCUCAGUACUGGAGUAAACUAUGAAUAAUUUAUAGACCAAUAUGUUUACCCAAGAAAACUAACUAAAGUAAUUGUACUUUUGCCACCUGUUAUUUUAGUGAUAUUUUUGUUGUAUUAUAUUUUUAAAGUGUUAUUUUCUACUUUAAACAAUGUCUAUCUCUGUGCUUUGAGCAGGGUUCACUAACAUUAAAUGGUGGAGAUGUUCAUAUUGUUGCAUAUUUGAUGUGAUUUUAGUUUGUUUAGUAUUAAUUCAUUAUCCAUAAAUGUGUUUGUUUGUACCUCAAGUUCUGCACUGUACAUGAUUAUUGCACUUCUUUGUUUUUUUGUGGGUUGAAUUAUUCAUCAGUUUUUUUGUGUAUUAGUUAUUUAAGUUUCAAGUCUACCUGAUGUGGCUUCAUGAUGUAUUAUUUCUAUAAUAUCCUGUUAUUUAUUAAUUUAUUUUUCCAUGUCCUUAUUUACACGCGAGAUAUCUGAAAUCUUUGUAAAGUCUCUGCACUGAAUUUAACUAGAUGAAAUAGUAAACUGUUUUUGAAUAAGAUGUGUGUUUGUUAAGUUGAA